Molecule: messenger RNA, 2483 nt
Organism: Lineus longissimus
Lineage: Eukaryota; Metazoa; Nemertea; Pilidiophora; Heteronemertea; Lineidae
Exons: 8
Coding region: 293-1672 (459 amino acids)
Molecular function (GO): Notch binding; calcium ion binding
Source: RefSeq, a predicted model, not a curated record
UGGGGCAAGUUGAUAUCCAGAAACGUACUCGACCAGUGGCAGAGCUUUUGGUGAAGAAGACAUGGACUAGUGAUUGGCUUUGAGCAGAUUGAAAGGAUGCCUCGAUCAACCAGUUGAUUAAUUAAAUCUUAAACAAUUGAUCUAGGAGCAUUCCGACAAUCGUUGAAGACCAUGAUGAUUCUAUACACGGGACAUCUCUUUGUUACACUGGAUUUCAUAUCGAACCAACCACAACGAUUAACAGACGGCAGUUAAAUCAGCGUUCGUUCUGUCUUGUUCCCUAAUAUUUGACAUGGAAUCGUUGCAAUUGGCUAGAAACCUCGGACCAGCUUCUCUCUACAGGAUACUGGUGAUUAUAGGAUGUGGACUGGCUAUAGCGGGGGACGAGGAUCGUGGAGACAAUAAGUCGCCGCAGAUACUUCAUCGGGUAAAGAGAAACACAGCUCCAAACCUAUUGAGUACGGCAUUGAUAGGUCACUCGAUAACCGAAGACCACGCUCGCGUUCCCUUCAGUUAUGUAAUCAGAGGUGCCGAUAUUGAUGGCGACACACUGGUCUACUUCAAGACUUCUGGGGCUCCUGAGGCUCAGUAUGGUAACUGGACUCUAGACAGGACGACAGGCAUGCUGCACUACUGGCCAUAUCAGGAUGCCUAUGGUAUUGACUACCUCUACUUCACAGUAACAGAGCAGAGAACAGACUCCCUCCCAGCCCUGAGUACCAACAGUACCUUUGCCAUAGAAGUGCGACCAGUGCCUGAUCCGCCAGUGAUGUUUCUGUCUUACAAUGGGAAUGACAUGAUCACGGAUAUAAGGACACCAGUCACAAUAACGAUGGAGGAAAACAGUGGAGACAACGUUGCUUAUGAAGACUUGAACAUGCUCCUUGGAGCUUACGACGUCGACCCACCUGACAACCAUACUGCUGUCGUCACAACACAACCAAUGCAUGGAUCAGUGACUUUAUCAACACAGAACACAGAUGUGUUAAACUAUCCAAGUGACUGUCAUUUACCUGCUCAAAAUCAGACAAUAAGAAACGACAGUAAUACAUCUUUACCGCCGACAAUUCCAUGCAAUUUAAAACUACCGCAUCCUCCAGAUGCAAUGUCGUGGGUCACCACGGUGCUGACAUACAAACCAAGUCUAGCUUACUAUGGAAACGACUCAUUCCAAGUGAUUAUUUAUGACAAUUGGGGCCAGCCUUCUCAGACCCCUAACAAUAUGCUGACUGUGAUAGUUCAAGUACUCAACAAUCCGUGCCAAAAUGGAGCAACAUGCUUUGGUCACAAUAACGGUGAUCCAACAUGCAAUCACACCCAGCGUACGACAGGGUUUGACCAGUUCAGCUAUGGGUGUGCCUGUACCCGAGGGUGGACUGGCAUACAUUGCCAGUAUGAUUUCAAUGAGUGCUAUUCCACACCAUGUGUGUCACCUUAUGUCUGUGUGGACCAUUUUGAUGGUUACAGUUGUGACUGCCCAACCAAUAACAGAUACUGUAAGCCGCAGUUCCCCCGCUGGCAGAUGGCGCUCAUCACAGCAGCAGUUGGUAUUUUCAUUGCGACACUGACCAUCUUCAUAAUCUUCAUGGCCAGGCGGAGACAGGAAAGUUUUGUUUCUCUUUCAGACCGAUCAAACGCCAACCGAGAGCUCAAUUUCUUGCCCAAAAUCUGAGUUUCGUUUUCUGUUGAGCCAUUUACUUUUACUUUGCAUGGUAUCUAAUUUUGUUUCAUGCAACCUCCACAAAAAUUCAUUUUAUCUUUUUUAAUCGCUUUUCGUUAUUUUGCGGAUUAAGAACUUUCCUUCGGUUUUUCCCUUCAAAAGAUAUUUUAUCUGCCAAAAUGAAACAGUAAUUCUCAGCAUGUGCUCAAUGGUGACCACAGUGCGAUUCUCUCCUAUUGGUCCAACUAUUCUUCCUGAACAUGAACAGCUAUGCUAUUGACAGUACGUUUCCCUCAAAACCUUUUUGCUUGGUGCCUUAUGUUGCUUUUUGUUUUUCCCCUCUUCAAGUCCCUCUCCGUUGGAAUCAGAUGGGAAAGAGAACAAAGUUAUAGCAGUUGCUCAUGGCUACCCACCCGGUUAUCCAGUCUACCCACCCAACCCAGCACAAGGAGCACCGUACCCAUAUCACAACGGUCAAAUCCCAGUUGUGGAAGAGCCAGAGCUCGCUGCGCUCCGGUUGAGAUGAAGGGCGUCUACAGGAAGGAAUGGGAAGAGAUAACAUAUGGGGAGAAAACGAUCCUGCUGGAGGAGACUCCUGAUCCAACGGAACCACAUGUGUAGGUUGGGCUCACACUACCAAUGCUCUCCAUGAAAGAGGGGUUUCCCUCUCUUUUUUGUAAUGUUUUACUCACUCAACUGCCAUAUAUAAUCAAGUGUCGUUAGUUACCAGUCUCUAAGAAAUUCAAAUGAAGGUUUUCCAGAUAGAUGCACACAUGAAAAUCAAAUUGGUACAAGCUAAAGAGACACAUCUAUUUUUCAAAUU